Messenger RNA from Arabidopsis thaliana (thale cress), 727 nucleotides. RefSeq names its product galactose oxidase/kelch repeat protein. The coding region runs from base 7 to 633 and encodes 208 amino acids. Lineage: Eukaryota; Viridiplantae; Streptophyta; Magnoliopsida; Brassicales; Brassicaceae. The record is from RefSeq and is marked reviewed. Gene Ontology annotation, molecular function: RNA binding. The transcript has 5 exons.
AAUAUAAUGGAGCGUGAGACUUCGUCAUCUUCAACUCCUCCGGAGGAUCUUGUUACAUCGAUGAUCGGAAAGUUCGUCGCUGUCAUGUCUAACAACGACAUACGAUACGAAGGCGUUAUUAGCCUUCUCAAUCUGCAAGAUUCGAAAUUAGGUCUCCAAAACGUCGUUAGGGUUUAUGGAAGAGAGGUUGAGAAUGAUAAUGAGCAACGAGUGUUCCAGGUUCUUAAAGAAGUUCACAGUCACAUGGUAUUUAGAGGAAGUGACAUUAAGUCAGUCGAAGUUCUCUCUCUGCCGCCACCAGCUAGGCAUAAUUCUGCUAUAGGGCACGUAGGUAGCUUGAUUACUACCGAAGACGUGAGGAUUGAGGGGGUUAUCAGCCAUGUUAAAUUUCAUGAUUCGAUGAUAUUCAUGAAGAAUUGUAUGUGUUAUGGUACUGAGGGGAGGACGAAGAGAAGACGUUCAAUAGUAGCUUGCAAUCAAUUAGCUGGUUCAAUCCACUUCAAAUUCAGAGACAUUAAAGCUCUCGAAAUCAUCUUUGUUCGGGAACUUCUACACAAUGAUGAUCGUGAGUUUGCUGAUCAGUUUCCUCUACUAAGUAGAUCACACAUUUGUCAUCGCCAAGGUGGCGUCUGAUAGUCUCAUGCCAAGGCACAGCCUCUUUCACAUGAUAAUUAGAGACGACGAGAGAAGAAGUAUUAGAGAGGCUGCUCCUUGAUUUGUGUAGAAU